AUGCCAGAAAAAGGUGAGUUGGUCCCAAAGACUUCUGAGGGAGCAUAUCAGUCCGACUUUAUCCAGCAGUUUUUUUCAAACACAGUGAGAAUUAACAAGAGAGCCGUGGAGAAAGCUCUGCAAGAUGCGCUCAAAGAGAAUGCAACAACAGAGGAAGGGAUUGAGAAGAAGGACAAAAAUGUGGCAAGAUUAAUCUUGCUGGACUUGUUCAUCAAGUUUCUGUUCCCAAAUGCAGGAGGAACAAUUUCAUGGGACUACGUAAAAGCCUGCGAAAAUUUGGAUAAGAUCGGAUCUUAUGACUGGGCAAGGGAAGUUGGAAGCUUCUUAAAAAAGUCUAUAAAGACUUUGAAAAAGAAAAAGGAGUCAAGCAGCCCAUAUAGUAAUACAGGGGGCUGUGUUCUGAUAAUACUGUAUUGGUUCUGCCAAAAGACUGGAAAAAUCAAGCCAAUAUCUGGAAGGGAGAACGAAGAUUAUGGGAUGAGAAAAUGGGACAUCCAGAAACUGAUAAAGAAUUGGCCAAGUUUUAACAGCUUGAAAAAAAUAGAGAAAAUAUUUGAAAACCUGAAGGAGGAUAGAGAGGAAUCAGAAUCCGAGGAAGAGGAGAAUAGAUCAGAUGAAGCAAAGACAGUUCCGGAAGGAGAGGAAAAAGGAGCUGAUGAUCAGAAUUGUGAAAACGAAGAAGAUAACCUAGAAGUUGAGGUGGCUGAACAGGAAACAGCUUCAGAAAAAAACAAAUGGGAGAAAGAGCUUCAGAAAAAGGAGGAGGAGAUAAGAUAUAUGACUGCGGAGAAAGAUAAUUUGAAGAAAAAGCUGAACGAAAAGGAACAGGAACUAAGGAAAAUCACAGAGGACUUGGUGAAUCUGGAGGAACGAAAUGCUACACUUGUGACCGAGAAUUUCUGCCUUGCUUCAUCGGUGAACGAGUUAGAGAUAAAAUUGAAGGAAUUGGAGAAAAUGUUGAGCCCAAAGACUCGCACCUCAACAGCAGCUCAGCAGCACAGCUCCCCACCUCCUAACUCAACAGAAGGAAAAAAUGAAUUAAAUGGAGCUGCAUCUAAGGCUGCUGAAAACACAAAAGAGAAAGAUCAAUUGACUGUUGAGGAAGGUCAGUCCCAUGGGAUCUGCACAGUCGAAGAAUCUGCAGAAGCAGCAUCUCAAUCUCCACCUCACUGCACAGUGGCAGAAGAAACUAAAUCUACGCCUCCAUCACACAAGGAGUCACAGUUCCAGAGCCCCACAUUCCACAUGCUCACAGUGGCAGAAAUGGAACAACAAGCUGACAAGUGGCAGAUAGUGAAAAGUCCUAUAGUUGAAGAAGCAUUUCAACUUCGUACGUUGAGCAUAGAGAAAGAGAAGAAGACACCAGAGCAGAGCCAAAAGGGAGAGUUAACAAUGCACCUUACAGAGCAACAUUCCGGUGAAACGCUAGAACAGAUGGUAGCACAACAGAAGUUGGACGAUUUACCAGAGGAUGUUCUGGAAGCAAUAAGAGAGAUGGACACUGCAGAAAAUGCACAAAUCAAUAAAGAGCCAGAAGAGAAAGAGCAACCUGCUGAGGUCGUACUCUGGGAGGAGAGCAAAGUAUACAAUUUUAUGGACCAGGACACCAAGAGGAGAGUCCAGAAAUACUGGCAAAAUGCACCAUCAGGGUAA
Rosa chinensis is the source of this 1653-nucleotide messenger RNA. Its product is annotated as golgin subfamily A member 6-like protein 1. NCBI's taxonomy places the organism in Eukaryota, Viridiplantae, Streptophyta, Magnoliopsida, Rosales, Rosaceae. The record is from RefSeq and is a predicted model, not a curated record. The transcript has 4 exons. The coding region runs from base 1 to 1653 and encodes 550 amino acids.